Messenger RNA from Lactuca virosa, 2020 nucleotides. Lineage: Eukaryota; Viridiplantae; Streptophyta; Magnoliopsida; Asterales; Asteraceae. The record is from the annotation of a GenBank genome assembly.
AUCAACUAAUCAACAUGUCAUUACUCAGAUAUCUCGUGAGCUUCUGGUAAACUGGAAUUCUCUUGGAAACUAACAUUUCUCUCUCUUUUCUGUAUAGUUCAUUUCAUUGAGGUGCUGAAAGCCUGAAACCACAUCACAUACCUUCUAUCUCAACAAGUUAUCAACUGAUCGAUCAAUGGCAUCUUCAUCAUCAUCUUCUCCAUUGCCUCCAGCCCUUUCCUCUCAAUCAUGGAAUCAUGACGUUUUCCUUAGCUUUAGAGGAAAAGAUACUCGGAAGACUUUUGUCGAUCACCUCUAUAAAGCUCUUGUACAACAAGGAAUUGACACUUACAAGGACGAAAAAACGCUUCGUCAGGGUGAAUCGAUCCGUCCAUCCCUUGUGAAGGCUAUUGAGGAAUCACAUAUUGGCAUCAUCAUAUUCUCUAAAAACUAUGCAGAUUCAACCUGGUGCUUGGAUGAACUAACACAUAUUAUGAAAUGCAAGGACAUGACAGGGCAAAUUGUGAUCCCCAUAUUUUAUGAUGUGGAUCCGUCUGAAGUGCGAAUACAAAAACGGAAAUACGGAGAGGCAUUUGCCAAACAUGAGCUGAGGAACAAAAAAAAUGUUGAAUCUUGGAGAAAAGCACUUGUAGAUGCAAGUAACCUCUCUGGAUGGGUUCCCAAGAACAUUGCCAACGGGUAUGAAUCAAUGGCUAUCAAAGAAAUUGUUGACAAUAUUUCAUCGAGGUUGCAGCUAGUAACUUCAAGUGCAAAUGAGAAGCUGAUCGGAAUAGCGGCUCGCAUGCAACGUUUAAAAUCAGCGUUACAAAUUGGGUUGGGUGGUGUGAACAUGAUUGGAAUAUGGGGGGUUGGAGGUGGUGGUAAGACUACUCUUGCAUCUUCUAUAUAUGAUGAAAUCUAUAGAAACUUUGAUGGUUGCUGCUUUGUUGCAAAUAUUCGAGAGGAAUCAAGCAGGCAUGGUUUGGAAAAAUUGCAGAAACAAAUUCUUAAAAAGAUGGAAGGGAAGAGCAUUGGGGGAGGAAGAAGCUUGAUAGAUAAGAGGUUUCGUAAUAGAAAGGUCUUGAUUGUUCUUGAUGAUGUCAAUCACCUUGACCAACUAGAAGCGUUAGCUGGAUCGCCUGAUUGGUUCGGUGAAGGAAGUCGAAUAAUAAUCACAACCAGAGAUGAGCAUUUAUUAAAAGCUCAUGAAGUUGUGGUACAUGAUAUUAGCUUGUUAAAUGCUGAUGAUGCUAUUCAGCUCUUUCACAAGUAUGCAUUCCGGGGUUACAUGCCUAUGGAAGAUUAUGAGCAACUUUCAAAAGAGGUGGUCUCUUAUGCCGGUGGGCUUCCAUUGGCACUUACAAUUCUUGGAUCUUCUCUCUGUGACAAAAACAUUGAUCAGUGGAGGAGUGCAUUAGCCAGACUAAAAAAGAUCCCAGAUAAUAAGAUUUUGGAAAAGCUAAAAAUCAGCUUUGAUGGACUUACAAAGGUUCAGAAAGACUUGUUUCUUGAUAUUGCAUGUUUUUUUCCGGGGUGGAAGAAAGAUAGGGCAAUGGAGAUACUUGAUGCUUGUGGUUUUCAUCCUGUUAUAGGAGUAGAGGAGUUGAGACAAAAGGCUCUCAUAACUAUCUCGAAUGGAAGGUUCGAUAUGCAUGAUCUGUUGCAAGAAAUGGGACACUACAUUGUUAGAGGGGAACACCCUAGGAAUCCCGAAAAACAUAGUAGAGUUUGGAAGAAGGAAGAUGUUCUAACAAUAUGUGCUAUGGAUGCAACCAUGGAACUUGACAUGAUUGAAGCAAUAAAAGUUGAUUAUAGUAGCUUUCGAGAGGCAAAACCUCCUCCUAUUCUUGCAAACAUGAGGAACCUUCGUUAUAUUCAAUGGAAAGGUGAUCCUGCAAAUCCGUCGGUUAAUAACUUUCCACCAAGGACUCUUUGUUGUCUGGUAUUAGAAUAUGCCAUCAAAGACCAACUUUGGAAUGGUUAUAAGUGUCUGCCAAAUUUGAAGAUGAUUAAACUUUGGCAAUUGAAAACCUGGUCAUAA